AUGCUCGCCUCGUUUCUCUCUGUGUCAACAACUUUCGUUGGCGUCCUUUCAUGGCUUAUUCGUCAGCAAUAUCGUCGAGUACAACAACGGAAUAGUGCUCGUCGUCGAAUUCAGUCUUAUCAAUCUUCGUCAUUGUCGCCGAUAUCUAAACCUGAUCCAUUGGAUCAUUCAAUGUAUUGGUAUCCUGUAGCAUUUUCACAUGAAAUCACCUGUGAUAAAAGGCGACCUUUUGGUUUUCAUCUACUCAACGAAUCCUUAUGUUUGUAUCGAACCAAGGACGGACAGGUCGUAUGUGUACUUGACCAAUGUCCACAUCGAUCGGCUCCGCUAAGUUUGGGUCGAAUAACAAAAGCGGGUAAUCUCGAAUGUGUCUAUCACGGAUGGCAAUACGGUGCCGAUGGACGAUGUGUGCAUAUUCCAUCUGUAUCGAAAGAUUCAAAUAUGGCUUCACUUGUGUCUGCUCGAACGCGACCAAUUCAUGAACAAUACGGAUUCAUUUGGGUAUGGCCUGGAAAAUCAGAACGAGCUCACAUGGAUUUGAUUCCACACCGUCUUUUUGCCGAUGUUCAAAAUGCAAAUCAUAAACUUCUUUUGACAUCGGAAAACUCGUGUUAUCUUAACAUUCCCUAUGAACUCAUGAUCGACAAUGCACUCGAUAUAGCUCAUGUCGAUUUUAUACACGAUGGAACAAUUGGUAAUCGUUCACAAGCAUCAUGCAUUCGAUCCGAAGCUCUUACACCUAGUCCAUAUAAUUUAUUGAAUAUUGAAUCAGUAUCAUUCAAAGUCGAACGAUAUGAACGACCAUUACCACUUUCAUCGACUGCAUUGAGUCACGUGCAUUUUAUUCCACCUUGUUUUGUUCGUUUGGAUCAUUAUGGCCACAAAGCGGGGCGUCUUUUCGUUCAAAUCUUUAUUGUUUUACCAAGUGCUCAACAGAAGAUGCGUCUCAUGAUGCAAUUCUAUAGUAAUUUUGCUAAUUACAAAUGGAUCGAAUAUAUUCCUGGCUAUGAUUAUUUCUCAGAAAGACUUAAUAACAAAAUUGUCAACGAAGAUAUGUUAUUACUUAAUGGAAUUCAUCGAAACAUUGCAGAAAUGGGAGCAAAAGCAUUAGGUGUGAUGGUGUCAGCCGAUGGACCGAUCAAAGUGUUUCGCCAAUAUCAUUCAAGAGCAUUGACCAAAUUUGAAACGAUCUAUAAAUACGCACAAAAACAAACAUGA
Rotaria sordida is the source of this 1218-nucleotide messenger RNA. NCBI's taxonomy places the organism in Eukaryota, Metazoa, Rotifera, Eurotatoria, Philodinida, Philodinidae. The record is from the annotation of a GenBank genome assembly.